This is a messenger RNA of Pseudoliparis swirei, 1651 nucleotides long. RefSeq lists its product as uncharacterized. Bases 1 to 957 code for a protein of 318 amino acids. Lineage: Eukaryota; Metazoa; Chordata; Actinopteri; Perciformes; Liparidae. The transcript is spliced from 6 exons. The record is from RefSeq and is a predicted model, not a curated record.
AUGGAAGGUGUAACUCAGGUGCAUGGAGCAUCGGUGCUGGAGCAACAUCAUCUCAGCCGAGUGGUUGCGCCCAUUCACCGUGAGAACGAGGAGGCACCAAGCCGGAGUAUGCGGAGUGUAGCGCCGGCGACUGGGUCCUCCGCCCUGGAUGCCAGCGAAGCAGAGGGACCCUGGAGCGCGGAGCGGAAAAACGACGCGGCGGCAAUGUCACCUGUGUGGAGCCGUGUGAUGCUCGUUCCCUCCAAAGGGCCGGUUCUGACCAUAGUGCCGAAAUCGCAAGACAGCGUCAAAGUUCAGGUUCAUGUGUCCAAACCGUGGCGCUCUGGAGGAGUGGUCCAAACAGCUCAUCGGAGAAUACGUGAUCAUCCAGCGACUCCUGACGAUGUGGAGCCUGAUGUGGAGCUGCAUCAUCAUUUGUCAUGCCAUGGUUCUGGACACCGCCACUGUGGCGGCAAGCCUCUUCUCUGCAUCAGUCUCCUUGCUCUUCUGCUUCUUCCUCUAUCCCUGUCCUGUUACAGCAAAAGGCCUCACCAAGAAGUUCGAGACGAUUACCGCGUAAUCGUUCAAAUUGAUAUCAGCAACGCAAAUAGAAAUAUCGCAGCCUUGCUGCAUAACUCAUCCUGCCCAGUCCUGAAACAAAAGCAACAUAACUGCAUUUCAAACAACAUGGUUGUCGUGAGCACCUUGCACCUCCUAACCUGCAAAAUGAAGAGUUUGAACAUAUCCCAGACAGAUGGACUGACCACGUCCGUCCUAAACUCGAUACGUUGCCCUUGUCUUCGGAAACCCACCAAAGAGCCCAACGUGAAGUCAAAGAGGAGGAGAGCAACGAAACAAAGAAGAAACAAGCAGAAAAUAAGGAGGAGGGAAACUAAAAAACUUUGCAGAGCCGAGGCAAUCCUGUCUUCCAUGACCAAUUGCUACCAGAUGCUGAACACGAUACUGAUCGACAACUGAGAGCAAACUCAAGUUCAUUGUGAAGCAGAGAACUUCCUGCCCGUUCUUCUGUCCUCAUGCUGCUUCAUUGGAUUGUGCGAGGACGCUUCUGCUUCAUUUAAGCUAUAUAUCCGUUCAAGUGCCAGUGUGUCUGUGUUGCAACUGUUUGGGAUGUUUGUGACGACUGACUGUGUGCAGAGGAAUGUCGGGCUGGUAACUGCAGACUCGACAAAAAUGGUGGACGAUGGACGUUACCAAAUAAGCUCUUAAAAAGUAAAUUAUACAAAUGUAAGCUACAAACAUGCAGCUGAAAGUAUUUUUGCAUAUGCUAUGACAUUUACUUGCACUUAAUAGCCAUGACGGCUCAAGCAUGAGCGGGAAAUAUUAAUGGUUCUCAAAUAGUUUUACUUUCACUUUGGAAUAGAAUAACGAGCCGUGGCACAUCUGUUAUUUCUCUUUUGUCUGGGGAGUUGUUCUCGGCUGGAUGUCAAGUCAUUGGUACUCUGGUUGAAAUGAGCUCAGUGUGAUUGAUGUGUUAAAAGCACAUCCUGCCACAGAUGGCUGAGUUCAGCUCACCCACACUGGUCUGGGAUUCAGCUAAAAGCUUUCCUGUCAAAUUCACUCAGUGCUUUGAUUAAUGGUGCCUGCCUGCUUAACUUUAAUCAGGAUUGUGCUGUAGUUUGGGAGCCAAAUGUGGUGUUUUAUAUCAUUUUUU